Messenger RNA from Saccostrea echinata, 4960 nucleotides. RefSeq names its product DNA replication ATP-dependent helicase/nuclease DNA2-like. The coding region runs from base 64 to 4821 and encodes 1585 amino acids. NCBI's taxonomy places the organism in Eukaryota, Metazoa, Mollusca, Bivalvia, Ostreida, Ostreidae. The transcript has 33 exons. Gene Ontology annotation, cellular component: cytoplasm. Gene Ontology annotation, biological process: replication fork reversal. Gene Ontology annotation, molecular function: single-stranded DNA helicase activity; 5'-flap endonuclease activity. The record is from RefSeq and is a predicted model, not a curated record.
AUAUGUAUUGACUUUCUGAAUCAGCAGGAAGAAAAUGGUUGGAGGAGUCUGAAAUUCUACAGCAUGGGAAAAGUCAAGAAAACACCUAUAAAGGAUGAAAAGCAAAAGAAGAUUUCAAGUUUUUUUCAGCAGGGAAAUAGUACUAGUAAACCAGCCACCAGUAAUUUAUUUACAACUCUUGGAAACAAACCCACAACAGUGUCUAAGUUAUCCCUCAAGAGGAACAAGUCCACAGAAUCUCUAAAAAGCAACCAAACUGACAAGAUUGAUGCAGCAAGUAGGAAAUGUGUUCAAUCUAGCUCAGUUAAAAGCAAUGUAGGGCUGCCCAAAAGAACUGAAGGGGAGGGAGACAUACCUCAUAAGGAGCCAACAGUAAUUCCAGAAACACAGUUAUUCAAAAGCCCAGCUCUCUGUAAGCAGGGAGAUGAGAGAAAUGACUCAAUCAGUGAUUGUGAAGAAAUAAUGAUUCCUGAUACACCAGAAGAUUCUAAGGUGGAGCCUAAAGGGAAGAAAGGCUUUGGGAGAAGUUUUUUGACAUCCACUGCAGCAGUUGGGAAGAAGCCUGGUCUGACAAAAGCAGAGAUAAUUCAGAAGAAACAUUUAUCUAGAGCUCGAAAGAGUUUAGUUUCGAUAUCUUUGUCUAGUCAUAUGAAUGGAAAUAUCACUGAAAAAGAAAUUGAUAAAAAUUUGGAGAAGGUUGAAGGAAAUGGAUGCCAUGAAAUCCUGAGUGAUGUAACUGUUGAGGUAGACCACAGAGAUUCUGGCAUUGGUCUAAAAGAAAGCUUUGAUAACACAAGAUUAUUGAUGGAAAAUGAAUCUCAGGUUUUUGGCCAAACAAAGAUUGGGAAAAGCUCAGAAAGUAUGCAGGAUCAAGGUUUAGUAGAAAAAGAAAAUAUUGAAAGUGAUGCAGAGAAUAUAUGUGACUCAAGUUUGAUCACAAUGGAUGCAGAGACACCCACUAAAUUGUAUGAAACUUCCAUCAAGAGGAUGUCAAAAACUGGGGAAUCCCCUGAAUACAAAAGAAUCACUGCGGAGGAUGAUUUCAAAGACAGCAGUGAUGUCAUUAUAGAUAAAAAUAGAGUUAAACGCAAUCUGUGUAAUGUAAAACCUAGUGAAAAAAGGAAGAAAAUAAAACCCAAAGUAUCAGCAGUGAAUAAUUACCAACUGACAAUGAGUACACAUAGGAAAAAUGAAAGUGAAAGUGAUGUGACAACAGCUGAUGAUGAUGUUCUAGGAGAGUUACUGGGAGAGCUGGAUGCCAAAACAAAUGCAGAACCUUUGACAUUUGUUGAUGAAAAUACACCCUUAACAACACUAAAAUUAAAGAAUAGAAAAUCACUCUCAAAGAAGAAGAGCCCAUUGUUGAUAAAGAAUGCAGAAGUUUCAAAAGAGGAGCAGAUGUUAUUUCAGACUUUGGACGAGGAAGUUCAUGCAGAAUUUCAAACAACUAAGGAAGUUUCUGCUUCUGUGCAACAUUCGGAAACAUGUGCUCCAAAGUCACCAACUCCUCGCACUGCAGUGUCCAUGAAGCUUAAAUCUUCCCAGAAUUCUAUUCAAGUUGAACGGUUUCAAGACACUUACAAAGAAAGUAUGGAUAUUGAACUGGUUGGAACACCAGAAGAUUCUGAAAAAUUGACAACUGCUACACAAAACAUUAAGGAGUUUGCUUCCCAAAUACCAAAAGCUCCUCCAAUGGUGGAUGACAUUGAAGAGUUCCAGUCUCAGAUGGAUGACAGUCUUUGUGAAGGCUUGGAUGCAUUGUCACCAUUCAAAACAAAUGUAAAGGUGAACAAAACAAUAGAUGCUGAAACUGAACUCCCAAUAUGUACAAAAUAUGGAAGGCAUACUGUUGUUAAGAAAGAGCAUGUCAACCAUGAAGUAGUGCUGAAUGUGAAGACAUAUGACACUGAAGAAAUGAGGACUUGUGUACUUUGUGGAUUUUGGUCAGAUACACAUGUAGAGGAGGGAGACACAAUUCACAUCCUUGGAACGUUUGACAGUAAUGGAAUUUGUAGAAUCACAGACAAAGAAGGCUUUAUUAUAGUUAACCCUGAUCUCCUGUUGUCAGGGACAACUGUGGUGUCUAGUAUAUUCUGCAUGAGAAAAUCCAUCUUAAAUGACAAAUUCAAGGGAUGUGACAGAGGAAACAUCCAGAUGUUAUAUGGAAGCAUCAUCCACUCAGUAUUUCAAGAGGUUUUAAGAAAACAGAUGUAUGAAGAGAACCAAAUCACAGCAGAGGCAGAGAACACAAUGAAACAAAGCAAAUUUAUCCAUGAAAUGUAUGGCAAUGGUGUGACAGAUUUACAAGUAAUGGAAGAAAUUAAAAAAUAUAUCCCACCCUUACAGAGCUGGUUGCUGAAACAUACUCAGUAUACUCAGAGUAUGAUAGGAGCACAAAGCAAAACAUCUGGUAACAUUACUGUUAGCAGUGUUCGAGACAUUGAGGAAAACAUCUGGUCACCAAGGUUUGGAGUGAAAGGCAAAAUUGAUUUGACAGUGGAUGUUAAGCUGAAUAAGAACCAUAGAGCUACUGUCCCUCUGGAACUAAAAACAGGAAGAGCCAGUUUCUCCAUGGAGCACAAAGGCCAAGUGACCCUAUACAGCAUGAUGAGUUCAGAUAGACGUCAGGAUCCCAAACAAGGUCUUCUCCUGUACCUAAAGGAACCAGUCAUGAAAAUGAUAGAGGUGGAUCACGUCAACAAGAGAGGUAUCAUCAAUCUGAGAAAUGAGAUGGCCUACUACUUGAGUCGACAGGUCCAGAGGGUAGAUUGUGAGGAUGGUCAUGUGACCUACAGCUUGGGGAGACUCCCAGAGCCAAUUAACAACCCACGAGCCUGCACCAAAUGUCCUCAGCUUCUUAAUUGUGCUCUCUAUCAGAAAAAUGUAGAGAAUCGAGCUUUGUCGAAUAACCAUGCUAUGCAGAAGUUGGUUCCUGAGACCCUUGCUCACCUAUCCCCCUCCCACAUGGAAUAUUUUAUUCACUGGUGUCUGCUGCUGGAUCUUGAAAACAAAGCAAAUCAGAAGUCAGGGGGUCUGAAGGAAAUCUGGUGCAAGACAGGACCAGAAAGGGAGAAGAAAGGUGAUUGUCUGAGUCACCUGACAGUUUUACCUGAAAAAACCAAAAACAGUGAGGACAAGGAUGUGGUCUUCAUUCAUUUCCACCGAAAAAUGGGACUAAGUAGUCCUUCCCUGAAUAUGGUUGGAAUUUUGAAGCAUGAUUACGUGAUUGUGUCUGCAGAGACAUCGGAAUUAGUUGCCGUGUGUGCUGGCAGUAUAACAAACAUUUCAGAAGAAGAAGUUGUCCUACUAACAGAAAGAGAAGGGUUACAGAGACUGACGACCUUGAAAUCUCACCUUUUCCGUUUAGAUAGAUAUGACAGUUAUAACACGUCAGCUAUAUUUUACUCUAAUUUGUCACGUCUACUGUAUGACGAGCCUGUGAGUUGCAGAUUACGUGAACUUUUUAUUGAAAAUAAGAAGCCAGAAUUCAUUUUGAAAAUGUCUAAAGGAGAAAUUGAAAAAGUCAAAGAUGUUUUCAAACCUUUAAACAAACCUCAGAAAACGGCAAUAUUAAAGGUUUUAAUGUGCAAGGAUUACGUUCUUAUUAAGGGCUACCCUGGAACAGGUAAAACUUCUACCAUUGUGGCUCUAGUCAAGGUCCUGACCCUCUUAGGACAUUCUGUCCUGCUGACCAGCUACACACACUCAGCAGUGGACAACAUCCUCAUUAAACUUCUCAAGGAGAGAGUCAAAUUUGUACGCCUCGGAAGGACAAGUAAAAUUCACCCUACUGUACAACCCUAUGGAGCAGAGAAACUGACAGAAAACAUCUCUAAUGUGGCUGACCUGAGGGAAUUUUACAGUUCACAAAGAGUGGUUGCUACCACGGCUUUAGGGAUGAACCACUCAGUCUUUACCCAGAGGCGGUUUGAUGUCUGUAUCAUGGAUGAAGCCUCCCAGAUCCUCCAGCCUGUCUCCCUAGGGCCCCUCUUUUAUGCUGAUAGGUUUGUCUUAGUGGGGGACUCCAAACAGCUUCCACCAGUUGUACAGAGCAAGGAAGCUAGGGAUCUGGGUAUGGAUGAGAGCCUUUUUGUUAGAUUACAAAAUGGAUCUGCUACUUUUGAAUUAAAUCUACAAUAUAGAAUGAACAGAGAUAUUAUGUAUUUGAGCAAUACACUUGUCUACAAUGGAUGUCUAAAGUGUGGAAAUGAUAGUGUUGCCUUCAACAGAUUGAAAUGGUCUAAAAGUAGCCUUGUGAAUGAGGUUUUUGAGGAGUACAGCUGGAUGAGUGAAGUUCUUUCAGAUGAACCUUAUAAGGCAGCAUUAUUUCUGGACACAGAUAAGGUGCCAGCACAAGAAGAGAGAGAUAGUACAGGCUUAAUCAAGAAUGUCAUAGAAGCUCGAAUUGUUACAUGUCUGGUAGAAUCCUUUGUUAAGAUUGGUGUAAAGGAGAGCAAUAUAGGGGUCAUUGCUCCUUAUAGGAAGCAGGUGACCUUGAUCCGUGACCUUUUAACCUGCAAACAGGAAGUUGAGGUCAACACAGUAGACCAAUACCAAGGUCGAGACAAGGAUAUCAUCAUUAUUUCAUUGACAAGAAGCUUUUCCUCUCCAACAGAUGCAGAAACAAAGUCUGGUGAGCUGUUGAAAGAUAUCAGGAGGCUGAAUGUAGCUCUAACAAGAGCAAAGAAAAUGUUGAUAUUGGUUGGGCAUGUCAACUCUUUAAAGAGUUAUCCUCCCUUAGAAUCGGUGAUCAAGCUUCUCCAAGACAAAGAUUGUAUCUUAGCUCUACCUCAGGAUGCCCACUUGUCUUUCAGGAAAUGAAUUUCAGAUCUGGUGCCAAAUUUCAUUAAGAAUUCAAAUCAUUGUGAGUGUGCGACUAUUUCAUGUCAUUUAAAUGUUUAUGUGAUGUCAACAUAAAAUUUGUUAAAUAAAAGAAUGAUUUAUUUUUCACAUAUUUUGA